Messenger RNA from Oncorhynchus nerka (sockeye salmon), 4336 nucleotides. Its product is annotated as vacuolar protein sorting-associated protein 4B-like. The record is from RefSeq and is a predicted model, not a curated record. Gene Ontology annotation, biological process: vacuole organization; endosomal transport. Bases 188 to 1504 code for a protein of 438 amino acids. The transcript has 11 exons. Gene Ontology annotation, molecular function: ATP hydrolysis activity; ATP binding. Lineage: Eukaryota; Metazoa; Chordata; Actinopteri; Salmoniformes; Salmonidae.
AGGCGGAAGUGACACUCGACAUCUUGAUGCGGAAGAGAUUCCGAAGAAUUAAAGAACUGUCACCAAAAUGACAACAAAACACUAACCAGAGCUAAUAACGUCGUAUUAUAUCUAUUGCACGUUGAUUUACUGAGACGAGUGAAAUUCUACGGUGGGUUAUUUUUACCAUCGUACGUAACCAGCACCCAUGGCUAAUAACAAUUUACAGAAAGCAAUAGAUCUUGCAAGCAAGGCUGCAGAAGAGGAUAAGGCUAAAAACUACGAGGAAGCUCUCCGGUUGUACCAGCAUUCCAUUCAAUACUUCCUUCAUGUUGUUAAAUAUGAGGCCCAGGGAGACAAGGCCAAGCAGAGCAUCAGGGCAAAGUGUGCAGAGUACCUGGACCGAGCAGAGAAGCUGAAGGAAUACUUGAAGAAGAAGGAUAAGGCCCCUCCAGCCAAGCCUGUCAAGGAGUCUGGCUCUGAUGACAAAGGGAAUGACAGUGAUGAAGGUGAAGGUGACCCAGAGAAAAAGAAGUUUAAAAAUCAACUCUCAGGGGCCAUCGUCAUGGAAAAGCCAAACAUCAAGUGGAAUGAUGUAGCUGGGCUUGAGGGUGCAAAGGAGGCCCUUAAAGAAGCUGUCAUCUUGCCCAUCAAAUUCCCUCACCUCUUCACCGGAAAGCGAACUCCAUGGAGAGGGAUCCUGCUGUUUGGCCCUCCUGGUACAGGGAAGUCUUAUCUGGCCAAGGCUGUGGCCACAGAAGCCAACAACUCUACCUUCUUCUCUAUCUCCUCCUCUGACCUGGUGUCCAAGUGGCUGGGGGAGAGUGAAAAGUUGGUGAAGAACCUGUUCAGCCUGGCCAGGGAGAACAGGCCCUCCAUCAUCUUCAUCGACGAGAUAGACUCUCUGUGUGGCUCCAGGAGUGAGAACGAGAGUGAAGCAGCCCGCCGCAUCAAGACUGAGUUCCUGGUCCAGAUGCAGGGUGUUGGAAAUGAUAAUGAGGGAGUCCUGGUUCUAGGAGCCACAAACAUCCCCUGGACACUGGACUCUGCUAUUAGGAGAAGGUUUGAGAAGCGGAUCUAUAUCCCUCUGCCUGAGGGGCAAGCCCGCUCCUUCAUGUUCAAGCUGCAUCUGGGCUCCACCCCCAAUGAGCUCACUGAAUCAGACUAUGUGACGCUGGGUAAGAAGACGGAAGGCUACUCUGGAGCAGACAUCAGCGUCAUCGUGAGGGACGCCCUCAUGCAGCCAGUCAGGAAGGUGCAGUCGGCCACUCACUUCAAACGGGUCCAAGGGUCAUCAUGGAACCAUCCCAACCUCGUGGUAGACGAUCUCCUGACCCCAUGCUCACCAGGAGAUCCAGACGCCAUAGAGAUGACCUGGAUGGAUGUUAAUGGGGAGAAACUCAUGGAGCCCAUUGUUUGCAUGGCUGAUAUGCUGAGGUCACUGCACAACACCAAGCCAACUGUGAACGAGCAGGACUUGGACAAACUCAAGAAGUUCACAGAGGACUUUGGUCAGGAAGGCUAAUACUCAACCAAAUAAUGUGAACACAACUUUCCUUUCUCAUAUCCUUUUUCUUCACUGGUUCUCAGGCCUGCAUUUGCUACUCUACUUUCUCUCCACAAGUAGCAAAGGGGCUUCAUGUUUCAUGUAUGUUAAUUUGUUGACUUCCUUUGUUAGUUGCCAAUACAUACCCAUAAUAGUGUACCCAUAGUAUGCAACUUUUCUUUUUACAAAGAUAGAUUGGUUGAAGAUGGUGAUGGUCUCAAAUAAUAUGGAUUCAUGAAAAGUAUUUAUAAUUUAUGCUUUAAAACACUAAAGUGUCUGUUUUGGCCUUGAUGGCAUCAAACAAGCAAUGCAUGCUAUUGUGCAUUACAAUAACUCCUCCAAAAGUCAUUUACUGCUUGAAGUGCAUCUAUGGUUUGACAAGAUAGAUGAGGAUUGCCUGUUUUGUUGUACUGUAAUGUGUUUGGACAUUGUUUACCGAUGUUUUUUUCUUUGUAUUCAUUUUUCUUACCAAGAAGGGCUACAUCUGUAAUUUUGACUGCGUUGAUGGAGCAGCACUCAUUGAAGAGGACCAUAUCAUGAUUAACUACCAGCAACUUUAAUGAUUACAAUUUUCUUCCAUCAGUUUUUAUGUAGAGUAUUUUCAUAUUGUUUUUCUGUAUGCUGUUUUUGAAAGAAGAUGUUAGACUGAGUGCCUUGCUGGUCAAAAGAAAGUAAAAGUACUUUGGAAUGGGUUGGUGGGGCUAUGUUAUAGUGUAAUAAAACCCAAUGAUUAUUGAUCUUCAAGGGAAAUCAGUAAUAGAGUGAGCAAUAAUCCUUUGUAAAGUGUUUUUGACCCCUUAAAUUGUACUUCCCACAUCUUUGCAGACUUCAAAUGUUUUGUACAAGUUGUGCCUUGAAGAAGAAUCAAUGUGCAGUGCAUUCGGAAAGUAUUCAGACCACUUGAUUUUGUUAGCCUUAUUCUAAAAUUGAUCAAAUAUUUUUUUUCUCAUCAAUCUACACACAAUAUUCCAUAAUGACAAAGUGAAAACUGUUUUUUAGAAAUUUUUGCAAAUGUAUUACAAAUAAAAAACAGAUACCUUAUUUACAUAAGUAUUCAGACCCUUUGCUAUGAGACUCGAAAUUGAGCUCAGGUGCAUCCUGUUUCCAUUAAUCAUCCUUGAGAUGUUUUUACAACUUGAUUGGAGUCCACCUGUGGUAAAGUCAAUUGAUUGGACAUGAUUUUGAAAGGCACAUUUUGAAAAGGCACCUGUUGACAGUGUAUGUCAGCAAAAACCAAUCCAUGAGGUCAAAGGAUUAGUCCGUAGAGCUCCGAGACAGGAUUGUGUCGAGGCACACAUCUGGGCAAGGGUACCAAAAAAUGUCUGCAGCAUUGAAGGUCCCCAAAAACACAGUGGCCUGCAUCAUUCUUAAAUAGAAGAAGUUUGGAACCACCAAGACUCUUCCUAGAGCUGGCCACCUGGCCCAACUGAGCAAUCGGGGGAGAAGGGUCUUGGUCAGGGAGGUGACCAACUACACGAAAGUCACUCUGACAGAGCUCCAGAGUUCCUCUGUGGAGAUGGGAGAACCAGAAGGACAACCAUCUCUGCAGCACUCCACCAAUCAGGCCUUUAUGGUAGAGUGACCAGAUGGAAGCCACUCCUUAGUAAAAGCCACAUGACAGACUGCUUGGAGUUUGCCAAAUGGCACCUAAAAACUCUCAGAACAAUAUAAACAAGAUUGAACACUUUGGCCUGAAUGCCAAGCAUCACGUCUGGAGGAAACAUGGCACCAUCCCUACAGUGAAGCAUGGUGAUGGCAGCAUCAUGCUGUGGGGAUGUUUUUCAGUGGCAGGGACUGGGAGACUAGUCAGGAUAGAGGGAAAGAUGAACGGAGCAAAGUACAGAGGGAUCCUUGAUGAAAACAUGCUCCAGAGUGCUUAGGACCUCAGACUGGGGCAAAGGUUCACCUUCCAACAGGACAACGACCCUAAGCACAGAGCCAAGACAACGCAGCAGUGGAUUCGGGACAAGUCUCUGAAUGUCCUUGAGUGGCCCAGCCAGAGCCCAGACUUGAACCCAAUUGAACAUCUUUGGAGAGACCUGAAAAUAGCUGUGCCGCGACGCUCAACAUCCAACCUGAUAGAACUUGAGAGGAUCUGCAGAGAAGAAUGAGAGAAACUCUCCAAAUACAGAUGCGCCAAGCUUGUAGCAUCGUACCCAAGAAGACUCGAGGCUGUAAUCGCUGCCAAAGGUGCUUCAAACAAAGUAAUGAGUAAAGGAUCUGAAUACUUAUGUAAAUUAGAUAUUUUCAUUUUUUAUUUUUAAUACAUUUGCAAACAUUUCUAAAAAACUUUUUUCUUUGUCAUUGUGGGGUAUUGUGUGUAGAUUGAAAAAGUCAAGGGGUCUGAAUACUUUCCAAUUGCACCGUAUAUCCUCUCACUUUCCACUAUAGCCAAUGAAACUUCAGAUACCCUAUUAAAAAAAGAUGCAUAUUCAGAUAGUUCCUUACUUGGUAAUGAUUAUAUUCAGCUGUGUUUCUAAAUCUUCAGACUUUUCUUUUAUAGAAAAAAAUGUAUAAACCUCAAUGUACAGUAGUAGUAUUUUAUUUUCUCAUUUGAGCAGUUUACAUAUUGUCUGGUCACUGGGGUGAGGUGAAUAGCAUUGAACAAUGCUAAGAAGGGAGGAGUUUGUCUUCAUAAAAUAAGAACGAACGAUCAUUAUGUAUUCUUUUGGCAAUACUGUUAACAUGUAUGACUGUGGGUUUUCCUAUAAUUAUGUAUUCAAGAUUAUUUUCUGGGAUUUUCCAGAGUUAUCCAGUUUGUUGUGUUCUGAUCUUGAACAUAUAUGUACAUAAAACUAUUACUUACUGAAA